ACCACUACCAACACACCCACGCCCGCGGCUGCACUCGUCUCCUCGCCCCUCUUCCUCCGCUUGCCGCCGCUUGCCGACCUGACAGCCCCAACACGUCCGCCCGCCUGCCCUCCCCUUGUUGCCAUCGCCUCUGCCGCCCGUACAGGCAUAUCCCGAUAGCGCCGCGUCACUUGCCAACAUGUCGGCAGGCAGGAUGCAGCAGGGCCAGCGGCCCGGAGGCUCCAGGUUCGCGCAGUUCAAGCUCGUGCUGCUGGGUGAAUCCGCCGUGGGAAAGUCGUCUCUAGUAUUGCGCUUUGUCAAAGACCAAUUCGAUGAUUACCGGGAGUCGACGAUUGGCGCCGCCUUCCUUACCCAGACCAUCGCCCUGGAUGAGAACACAACGGUCAAGUUUGAGAUCUGGGAUACGGCAGGCCAGGAGCGCUACAAGUCGCUUGCCCCCAUGUACUACCGCAAUGCAAACUGCGCCGUAGUCGUCUACGACAUCACACAGGCGGCGUCGCUGGACAAGGCAAAGGCGUGGGUCAAGGAGCUGCAACGCCAAGCCAACGAGAACAUCAUCAUUGCGCUUGCAGGAAACAAGCUGGAUCUCGUGACGGAAUCGCCCGACAAGCGCGCCAUUUCGACGGCUGAUGCUGAGCAAUACGCCCGCGAAGCCGGGCUGCUCUUCUUCGAGACGUCGGCCAAGACGAGCGAGAAUGUCAAGGAACUCUUCACAGCCAUUGCCAAGAAGCUGCCCAUUGACCAGGCGGGCCCGCGAAACCUGAGGCCAGGCCAGCAACGACCGGGCGUCAACCUGAGGCCGGAAGCCAACCAGACACAGGGCCCUGCAGGCUGCAACUGUUAGGUGGGCAUGACUGAUUAUGUGAGUGCAGCCAUGUGCCGUGCAGGGGGGGGGGUUAGUUUGUGGGGUGGAAGGCGAGCAUACACACGCACAUAGACACACACACAUGUGCAUGUAGCAGGAAGCAGCGCAUGUGGGGUGGCGAGUAUGUUUCUUGUUGCGCCGCCAUGUUCUGUGCAGAGCAUGUCGGGCUUUGGAGUACGGGUUGUUUUGAUUGCCAGGCGACGAGUGCGUUUAAGAGCAAAUACUGGGGGCCACCUGAUUUUUUUAAUUAAUGAUUUCAAC
Molecule: messenger RNA, 1126 nt
Organism: Exserohilum turcica Et28A
Lineage: Eukaryota; Fungi; Ascomycota; Dothideomycetes; Pleosporales; Pleosporaceae
Exons: 5
Coding region: 194-844 (216 amino acids)
Molecular function (GO): GTP binding; GTPase activity
Source: RefSeq, a predicted model, not a curated record